Messenger RNA from Argiope bruennichi, 397 nucleotides. RefSeq lists its product as uncharacterized. The transcript has 3 exons. The record is from RefSeq and is a predicted model, not a curated record. Lineage: Eukaryota; Metazoa; Arthropoda; Arachnida; Araneae; Araneidae. Bases 11 to 346 code for a protein of 111 amino acids.
UCUAAAGAAAAUGAGCUUCAUUGUAGCAUUCGUUUUAGUGUUGAAUUUGGCAACAUCAGUCUUUACACAAGAAUCAGAUAGAUCAGAAGGACCGCCAGCUCGAGAAAAUGUUUUUGUAAAAUUAUUUCCCGAUUGCAAAGUAUUUUUUGAUGCAAUGGACAAUAAAAUCGGAGAGUUGAUGGACAAAGACGAAAUAGGAUACCAAACCUGCAAAGAUCCGGAUUAUCCAAAGGCGUGCUUCAAAGCUGAUGCGAUAAAAACUCGAUGCGCCGUCUCUGAAAUGCCCUCUGAAAAAUGUAUGGCUCAGAUGAUUGCCUUUGUUCAAGCAGACGUUUGCAAUUUAUGAAGAGAGUGAACUAUUUAUCGGUGAAUGUCAGAACUUGUACAAUAAAACUGU